This is a messenger RNA of Hemiscyllium ocellatum (epaulette shark), 2287 nucleotides long. It is a transcript of the gene c39h15orf40, whose product is annotated as chromosome 39 C15orf40 homolog. NCBI's taxonomy places the organism in Eukaryota, Metazoa, Chordata, Chondrichthyes, Orectolobiformes, Hemiscylliidae. The transcript has 4 exons. The record is from RefSeq and is a predicted model, not a curated record. Gene Ontology annotation, cellular component: cytoplasm. The coding region runs from base 69 to 626 and encodes 185 amino acids.
GUUUGGGCCUGGUCCUGUUGCCAGGCGACGGCGCUGCAGGAUCGUUCGUGGGCUGUUCCCCACGGCUCAUGAGAAGGACUUGGCUUCGCUGCGUCUUGAUCACCCUGAUGGUUCCCGGUGUCCGUGUAGUACCGAGUUUUCAGCGGCUCCCUUGUGUUCGCUCCCCGCCACUGGCCUCAUCCCGCCUGGGCCUGGGCCUGGGGCUGGGCCUCAGAGCAGAGUCAGGUGGUUUUAGGCAAAGAAACUUGCCGAAAGUCGUCAGCGAAACCCGAAUGAAUAAGAUGACCAUGAAGAAUUCUGCAAAACCAGCUCAGGCACCUCUGGGACCUGUGAAACUCGAUAAAAAUGGCUCUGUUUUAGUUGCUAUUCACGCUAAACCUGGAGCCAAACAAAAUGCCAUAACUGAUGUGUCAGAAGAAGCUGUGGGUGUGGCCAUCGCAGCCCCCCCAUCUGAUGGCGAGGCCAAUGUGGAACUAGUGUGCUAUCUGGCCAAAGUGCUGGCACUAAAGAAAAGUGAAGUCAUCCUGGAGAAGAUCACGUCAGAAAGUAGUGAAGAUUCUGGCCUUAUUGACCCCAGAGGAAGUGCAAGAAAGACUCAGGACUGCAGUUACUACAAGCUAGUGUAAGAAGCAGGACCUUGAAGCAGAGGAGCAACCUGGAUAAUGAUUUCAGAACCAGACAAUUAAAUGAAAACUUUGCUGUCUAAAGAAAAUGUGUCUGAGAUAUGUGCUCAAUUUAUCUCAUCAGAAGUUUCAUCCGAUGAAUCUUGGCUAACUCUGAUGCUAACCAUCAAAUCCAGGUGUGAACAAUUCCAGGUAUAGCUGAUUGUUUGUUUGUUUUAUUUUAAUUUAUGAAUUUGGAACUAUUUGGUUAUUUAACUGCUCAUGACUGUGCAUUAAUUCUUGCAUUGCUCAGGAUUACUUGUGUGGGAACUCAUGUGCACAGACUUCAAUUCUUCUUAAUUAAAAAUCAUUGUUCAUGAUGGGGUUAAUGAUAGUUCAUGUUCCAGAUUGGUUAAUAUUUCAAUGACCCCAUCUGUGUGAUUCACUGGUUCAGCUGUGUGAUGGAAAAUGCCAUGACAGUACAGUCAGAGCAGGAAGUUCUCAGCCAGCUCUCCCAACAGAUGAUUAACAGUGUGGUGAUCACAUUGACAUCCAUGUGACACUGGCUGCAGAGUGGCUCUGGUUUGUGCCCUCAUAGCAAGUUAGUGCUCUUCAGUCAUCUGAAAGGUGACAUUCACUGUAUAAUUUCAAGUAUUUUCCUCUGUGAACGUUGAUGUGUUUGGGAACUGAGUAGACCAGCUGGUUAGAGAACAAAACUAAAAUCGUUGGAAGAAUGCUGAGCCUCAGGCAGCCGUGCACGUUAAAUUAAUCAAGAAUUUGGCUCAAUUAGAAGUGGUUGCAAUUGCAGAAAUAUCUUGGGUUAUUGAAAUUCAUUUACUGCUAUCAUAAUCUGGUGACUAUGAACAUAAUUAUAUUUUAGGAAAUGGUAGUUUUCAUGAAAUGUUUCACGAAGCAGUGUUAGUCAUUGGUAAGCAUUAGAUUUUACAGUAUUGCCUUUUGAAAUGCUGAAGAGUGUACUUUUCAGAUCAGAGCCUGUCUGAGUGACUUUGUCUGAUUGCAAGCUGAACAAUCAUGGAAUGGUGGUUUUGCACAUGGCUGUGCACACACCUGUUCUCCUGUUCUGAGAUUUAUUGUUUAUGUAGGGUCAUCUAGUAGUUUUGUUUCUCCUUUCAAUUUUUAUUUACUGUGCCACUGAGUUUUUUGUUUAGUCAUCACGGCAGACUUCAAUUUCUUCAGUGCAAAGUUUUAAAAACGUGUGCCUGUUUAUUUUUGGAAUUUCAUGUUCACAGAAUCCUUACAGUGUGAAAAAGAGGCCAUUCAGCCCAUUAAUUAGUCUUCACUUUAAGAAUAUUGUGACACAAUGGAAGGGUUUGGAAGCUGAUUUAACUGUAGGGCAUGAAUGUUCCCUCCAUGGCCAUGAUUAACUGAUGUGGUUUUACAGAAUGAUGUUCAGAAAAAUCUGUAUCAUCAAUUAUUUCAGCUGUUAAGAGAUGUAAUGCUGUAGCCUGAUUUGCUGCAUUUUCUGGCAGCAGCUGCAGAGGGUGCCAGAGUCCAGGAGAGGCAAUGAAGAGCAGUGACUGUGUGAAGCAACAUGAGAUUCAUGAUGUCUCCAAACAACCGCGGGCAAAGGUGCCCUCGGUCAGUGACCGAGAUAACAGAUGAGCUUCUUAAUCUUCACUGUAAUGUGUGCCAAAAUGGAAAUAAAUUACUUUUGUUUGAACUAC